Molecule: messenger RNA, 1002 nt
Organism: Temnothorax curvispinosus
Lineage: Eukaryota; Metazoa; Arthropoda; Insecta; Hymenoptera; Formicidae
Product: leukotriene A-4 hydrolase-like
Exons: 6
Biological process (GO): peptide catabolic process
Cellular component (GO): cytosol
Molecular function (GO): epoxide hydrolase activity; aminopeptidase activity
Source: RefSeq, a predicted model, not a curated record
UCUAACAAAUAAACAAAUAUGUUGCUAAACACGAGAAAAUUUAAACGUUAAAGGUAGGACAGUAGGAGAGGGAUCAGUUGGAGAGAGAAGAGAGCGAUACUGUCCUUAAUUUGAUAUAGUUGUAUUGUCGGUACGCAUUUGGAAAGGUUCACACAAAUUUUAAAAUGAAUCAGCCACCUCAGCCACCUGCAGGAGAUAUUCCGUAUUCUUAUUCGAGACCAGACCUCGUUGCUGUGACUCACACUCGUUUAGAAUUAACCGUGAAUUUUGCCAGUCAAGUUCUCGUAGGCAAGGCAAUAUUGACAGUAGAGAAGAAAGUAUCGAGGUGUAACGAACUAGUUUUAGAUACCUACGGACUUGACAUAUUUGGAGUCAGCAGUUGUUCUCCUGGGCGAAUUUUAUAUUUUAUUUUGGGAAAUCAUCAUAAUAACUUUGGCAGGAAACUUACCAUUACCCUACCAAACGUGGAUAGUGCAGACCAAACAGUCCCUACAAGCUCUAAACAAAUGGAAUUUAGCGAUAAUAUUUAUACAAUUCAGAUUGGAUAUAGGACAAGUCCACAAUCUCCUGCACUGUAUUGGCUAAGAAAAGAACAAACUUCCGAUGAUGAACCCCUCUUGAUAUCUAACAGCAAGCUUACAUAUGCCAGAGCUAUAUUUCCCUGUCAAGAUACACCAUCAAAUAAAAUGACAUUUUAUUCGAAGAUUUCUGUACCAAAAAGUCUUAACAUUAUGGUUAUGAUGCCUGGAAGUAAAGAAAUGAGUGAAGCGUAUAACCGAGUUAUAUACUCUUUUUCGCAAAAUAUAACAAUGGCACCGUAUGAGAUAUAUAUUAUAGUAGGUUCACUAAGAAGUUUACGCAAAAGUCGCGAAUUUGUAUUUGAUAGACCUAUGGAUCUAGAAAUUUGGGCUGAAGAGCAAUCUCGUCAGCGGUGCACAUCAGAAUUUCUUAAUAAAAUUAUGGACAUUCUGUGUAACAUCAAAAAGUCGUAUGGUUUCUUGG